This is a messenger RNA of Lactuca saligna, 858 nucleotides long. NCBI's taxonomy places the organism in Eukaryota, Viridiplantae, Streptophyta, Magnoliopsida, Asterales, Asteraceae. The record is from the annotation of a GenBank genome assembly.
AUGCAAACGCCACACACUCCCCUCGACACCUCAAUGGCCGAUGAUGAUACUCCACUUCAAAACAACCCUCAAGAUUUUGGAAAAUCGCUUCACGGGUGCAAUCAUUACCGGAGAAGAUGCAAAAUUCGUGCUCCGUGUUGUAAUCAGAUAUUUUUCUGCCGUCAUUGUCACAACGAAGCCACGAGCGCGUUGACAAACCCUAAGGAACGCCAUGAAAUUGUUCGGCACGACGUUAAACAAGUUAUAUGUGCAAUUUGCAAUACUGAACAGCAGGUUGCUCACGUCUGCACCAAUUGUGGAGUGAAAAUGGGGGAAUACUUCUGUGGAAUUUGCAAGUUCUAUGAUGAUGAUAUUUCAAAGGAACAGUUCCAUUGCCAUGACUGUGGAAUAUGUAGAGUUGGAGGUGGUGCAAAAUUCUUCCAUUGCCAAAAGUGUGGAUCUUGCUAUGAUGUAACGUUGCGUGAUAAUCAUGCAUGUGUGGAGAACUCUAUGAAAAACCACUGCCCUAUAUGUUAUGAGUUUCUUUUUGACUCUAUCAAGGGUGCAACAAUCAUGAAUUGUGGACACCCGAUGCACAUGGAUUGCUACAAGGAGAUGAUCAGCCAAAAUCAAUACCGUUGUCCCAUUUGCUCAAAAGCGGUGUGUGAUAUGUCUAGAACCUGGCGAAGAUUAGAUCAGGAGAUUGAAGCUACUGCAAUGCCUGAAGAAUACCGAUACGAGAUUCCAAUCCUGUGCAAUGACUGUAACAAUACUAGCAAAACAUCGUUCCACAUUCUUGGACACAAGUGCAGUAACUGCAAGUCUUACAAUACACGAAGAAUUGGGACACCAAACAACUCGUUGGAGCCACAGAUUUAA